Messenger RNA from Penicillium verhagenii, 246 nucleotides. RefSeq lists its product as uncharacterized. NCBI's taxonomy places the organism in Eukaryota, Fungi, Ascomycota, Eurotiomycetes, Eurotiales, Aspergillaceae. Bases 1 to 246 code for a protein of 81 amino acids. The transcript is spliced from 2 exons. The record is from RefSeq and is a predicted model, not a curated record.
AUGUCCUCGGGAUCUUUCAAUAACUUUCAAACUCUCCUCGACCAGCAGGUCGGAUCACUUCAAAAACCCUCCUCAUGGCCACCCCUGCCAGUAGCAACAGAUAAUCGAAACACGCAGAAGCGUAUUCCCGCAGCCUCCUUGCGCUUCCAAAGUGCUGCUUGGGUUACCGCUGGUGGCGGCAUGGCUGCCACACUGGCUGGCGUACGAAGAAUCUUUCGAAACUUCCGUGGACUGAAAUAUUUUUGA